AUGUUCAUAAUUAACAUCCUCUCACUAAUUAUCCCCAUUCUCCUCGCCGUAGCUUUCCUGACCUUAGUCGAACGAAAAGUACUAGGCUAUAUACAACUCCGCAAAGGACCAAACGUUGUAGGGCCAUACGGACUACUCCAACCCAUUGCAGACGCUAUAAAACUAUUUACCAAAGAGCCCCUUCGACCUCUUACAUCCUCCAUAUCUAUAUUCAUCAUAGCACCAAUCCUAGCUCUUACACUAGCCCUAACCAUAUGAAUCCCACUACCCAUGCCGCACCCCCUCAUUAACAUAAACCUAGGAGUAUUAUUCAUACUAGCCAUAUCAAGCCUAGCCGUCUACUCCAUCCUAUGAUCAGGAUGAGCCUCAAACUCAAAAUACGCCCUAAUCGGGGCCCUACGAGCCGUAGCCCAAACAAUCUCAUACGAAGUCACACUAGCUAUUAUCCUCCUAUCAGUAUUAUUAAUAAAUGGAUCCUUCACACUAACCACACUAAUUACCACCCAAGAACAUACCUGACUAAUCAUCCCUGCAUGGCCCCUAGCCAUAAUAUGAUUUAUCUCGACACUAGCAGAAACCAACCGAGCUCCAUUCGACCUAACAGAAGGAGAAUCAGAACUUGUCUCCGGAUUCAAUGUAGAAUACGCAGCAGGCCCCUUUGCCCUAUUCUUCAUAGCAGAAUACGCCAACAUUAUCAUAAUAAAUAGCCUCACAACAAUCCUAUUCUUCGGAGCAUUUCAUAAUCCCUACAUACCAGAAUUAUAUACCACCAACUUCACAGUAAAAACCUUACUCUUAACAACUACCUUCUUAUGAAUCCGAGCAUCCUACCCACGAUUCCGAUAUGACCAACUAAUACACCUAUUAUGAAAAAAUUUCUUACCUCUCACCCUAGCCCUGUGCAUAUGACAUGUAUCCCUACCUAUCAUCACAGCAAGCAUCCCACCUCAAACAUA
Messenger RNA from Leopardus geoffroyi (Geoffroy's cat), 956 nucleotides. Lineage: Eukaryota; Metazoa; Chordata; Mammalia; Carnivora; Felidae. The record is from the annotation of a RefSeq genome assembly.